This is a messenger RNA of Phyllotreta striolata, 3072 nucleotides long. The record is from the annotation of a GenBank genome assembly. NCBI's taxonomy places the organism in Eukaryota, Metazoa, Arthropoda, Insecta, Coleoptera, Chrysomelidae.
UACCUUAAAUGACAUGACAAUGUCAAAAUUAAAUCUGUCAAAUUCAAUUUUUUCUAUUAUUUUCACGCGCAUCCGUAUGCUUUUGCCACUCUAUAUUUCUCUAUGGGUUUUGUGAUUUAAUUGCACAUGAAUUUAUGAUGAAACAGUGCAAGAAAACGGAUGCACGAAGCGUUAUUUACAAAUGCCAAAUUUUAGUUCGAAUUUUAUUAGUUUUUCUUCCUCAAACCGGUUUCAUCCACCCUGAUGAGAUAUUUCAAUCUAUUGAAGUUUUAGCGGGUAAAAUUUUGGACGUCCAGCACAGCCCACCGUGGGAAUUCAACGUUACCACACCGAUCCGAAGUAUGACCAUUCCGUAUUUUACAGUGGGGCUUGGCUAUGUGUUUUUGAGAGACUGCAAUUUCCUGAGCAAAUGGUUGUUUAAUCGAGCUUUACUCACGCCCUACAUGCUUCUCGUCCUGCCCAGGUUGCUCGUGUGCAUUUUUUCGUUUGUCAUCGAUCACUGCUUGUACAAAUUGUGCUAUAACAAUAAUGAAAAGUUCUAUUCCCGCUUGAUAAUCCUGAAUAGUUCGUAUGUAAUCAUCGUAUACGGUACACGGACGUUCUCGAACACCGUGGAGUUGAUACUGUUUUCGUUGUUGUUGUAUUUCGUUUGCGAAAGUCUGACUUUUAGUAAUAUUUUGUUGAGAAGGAAAGAGUACGUUAACUUUCGAUACGAUAGGAGUAAGAGCGUUUCGGAUAAAGCUAAGUUUCAUAAGUUACGAUUGUAUUUGGUGUCGGAUUCGUACAGGAACUGCUUCGUUAUCAGUACUAUAACUGUGUUCGGUUUUUUCAACAGACCUACAUUCCUUGCGUACGCUGUGAUUCCCAUAUUCUUUUGGCUGUAUAGAGGCAUCGGGAGCAAAUCGGUGGCUCCCUUGACUUUUUAUUCCAGGAUUUUAGUGUUUAUUCUCUUCUCAAUUCCGUCCAUUAUUAUUAACGUUUUAUUUGACUCAUUUUAUUACGGUUAUUUGACUUGGGGUGAGGUGGGGGUUUUGGAUGUAUCGAUAAACAAUUUCGUAUUCACACCUUUGAACUUCGUUAGAUAUAAUUCUAAAUUGGACAAUUUAGCUAAACACGGGCUGCAUCCGAGAUUUUUGCACGUCUUGGUUAAUGUACCGUUGCUAUUUAAUGUUGUUGGAAUGUUUGCUCUAUGGGCUAUUGGGAAGUACUUGUAUCUUUGCUGUUUAAGGAAGUUGAGCCAACUACCGUCUGUGAGGAGUAUAAAAUGCCUUAUGAAUCUCUCGUUUGUGGUGCCUUUAGGCAUCCUCUCGAUUUUUCCUCAUCAAGAACCCAGAUUUCUGAUACCUUUAAUCGUACCACUGGUGUAUCUCCAUGCGAUGUCGAUAUUUCCUGAACCUGAUCGAACAUUAGUCGAAGCACCAAAAGUACCAUCUGUUGUACAGACUAAGAAAAAGGCACCGAACACAAUAUUCCUUAAAAUUUGGCUAUUCAUCAACCUUCUAUUUGUUAUAUUGUUUGGAUUUUUACAUCAAGGGGGAGUAAUUCAAGCAACAAAUUAUUUAUCUCAGCGCUUAGAUACUACAUUAAGUAGCACGGAAUAUCACAUAGUAACUAGUCACAUGUAUUCCAUACCGGAAUCGUUUUUCUUGCAGCCUUUUAAUCGCGAGCUCUAUUUAAAGGGGAAAGUUAGCAGUACUGUGGAGAAGAAAGUGUUUUUGUACGAAGAGGGUUCGAAAGACAUUCAUCUAAUAAUCAAAAAAUUGAAAUUGUUAGUCAAUAUUAGUAACAAUAACUCGAAGGAAUCUAAAAUAUAUUUGUUGAUUUCGGGUAGUUUGGAGGACAAGUUGGACUUCGAAAGUCGAAAAACUAAUCUUAAACUCCAUCUUAUCGAGAGAUUCUACCCGCAUUUGAGCUUCGAGGCCUUUCCGGAUUUUUCUAUGUAUUGCUUAGACGUUACAAAGAAUUUUUACGAUUACCGCUGUUUGCCUUUGUCGUUAGAACAAUAUACGAAAUGGUUGGUAAGCCUUUUUAGUCUCAAUUUGUACAGAGUCGAAGUAAAGGGGCUUUACCAGAGAUGAAUUUCGAAAAAUAUGUAGCUUUCAAACCAGCGUCUAGUCGCAUUUUUUACAUUUAUUGGUAUAUUUUUACAUUUUUUGCUCGAAUAUCGUGAUGUAUAUUAAGUCACGCUUUUAUAAAUUGUUAAAGAGGAGUUUGAUGCAUUUUUAUUGGUAAUUUACUCAAUUUUUUUUCCAGAAAAUAAACAUUCCGUACUAGCUUAGUCAUGAAAUAUACAGGAUGUCCCGCAGAAGAACCGAUUCAGAGCAAGGGGUUGUGGGGAGCCCAUAAUAUCUUGUUUAGCUUAACUUAAUACAAAGUUAUAUUCUUGAGAAGUUAUAGGCCUUCAAAGUGGAGUUACAAAUUAAAAAAAAUAAUAUCUCAGUAAUACUCAAAACAACUAAAUUUGGUAUAAGUUAUGAGUGUACUGAGAGCAUUAAUCGAUAGUUAGAAGAGAUCAAUUGGUUUCAUUUAGAAACUUUUUUAUUCCUGUUGUUAUUUAAAAUACUUUGUCGUUUUGAUGAAAAACGCUAAAAAAUAAAGUCAUGUACACCAUCAAUGUUAAUUAAAAUCGUCGAUAAUUCAAAAGUUGGCUGUGUUAAGUAAAAAUUUGGUUAUAGAACAUAUUUUAAGCCCCUCUACAAGCCCCUGAUCUUUGUCGGUUAUUACGCGGGAAACUCUGUAUACAAAUUAAAGGGUUAAUUUUAUUUUAUAGGAGCUUAAUAUAGCUAAUUUAUAUUUUUAGCCCCAUAAGAAGCAACAAUUUAUUUUAUUAAACGUGUAAUUUUAUAUCAAACUAGAGAAACAAAGACUAGUAGGUAUUUAUAUGUAAUUUAAGUUCUUUUAUAAGAUCCCCUAAAACAUGCAUGCAAUAAAUAAGAGAUUAUUUGGUUACUGAAUUAUAAAAUUUUAUCAAAAGGCACAAUUAGUGAUAUUCAAAACAACAAAUUUUUUUUGUAAUAAUUAGCUUGAUAAUACAUAUUUACAAACGUAAAUCAUUUUUAAUAUUAAUUUUCU